Molecule: messenger RNA, 1893 nt
Organism: Chiroxiphia lanceolata (lance-tailed manakin)
Lineage: Eukaryota; Metazoa; Chordata; Aves; Passeriformes; Pipridae
Exons: 7
Coding region: 1-1593 (530 amino acids)
Biological process (GO): protein autophosphorylation
Cellular component (GO): cytoplasm
Molecular function (GO): ATP binding; protein serine/threonine kinase activity
Source: RefSeq, a predicted model, not a curated record
AUGGUCCAGUCAGGAGGCACGGCUGUUGUUAUGAAGAUGAUGCAGGGUAGGGUCGCACGAAACGUGAAGUCGGGGCUGCCCCCGGGGCGCGCGGGGGCCAACGGGGAACGGACAAACGGACAAACGGACGAACGGACCAACGGCCCCGGCACUUCGGCAGCAGCAGCGGCGGCAGCAGCAGCGACUCUAGCGACGCACUCUCGGUCUUCCUCUUCCUCUUGCUCUUCUUCCUCCUCUCCCUCUCCCGCUGUCCCGCUGUCCCGCUGUCCCGCUGUCCCUGUCCCGGUCCCGGUCCCCCCUCCACUCUCCGGCCCGGGCCAUGGCCCCGGCCGUUCCCCUCUGCCGGGCGGGGCCGCCCCGUCCCCGGCCCUGGGCGGCACGGCGCAGUCUCGCCCUCGCCCGGCUCCCGGCGCGCCGGCUGUGGCGCUGCUGUGGUGCUGGCUGUGGUGCUGGCUGUGGGACGGGCUGUGCUGCUGGCUGUGGGACGGGCUGUGGGACGGGCUGUGGGACGGGCUGUGGGACGGGCUCGGCCUCUCCGCCCCUUGGCUCCUCCUGGCUCGAGCCCGGCGCCUGCCGGGGCCGGCGGGGGACGCGGGCGCCGCGGCCGCUGCCGCCUCCUCGGCGGCUUCCCCGGGCAGAGCUCCGCCGCCGCUGCCCGCUGCGGGUGGGGAAGCCCGGCCGGAGACUCUUGAGGGGCGCUCGGAGGCCGUGCCGGGCCCCGGCCCGAACGCUGACGGCCACGUCUCGCCCGCACGGAAGGCGAAAGGGCCUCUGCAGAAGCGCUACCGGCUGGGUUCGCUGCUGGGCAGCGGCGGCUUCGGCCGCGUCUACGCGGGGACCCACCUGGCGGACGGAGCCCCGGUGGCCAUCAAAGCCGUGCCCCGGGAUCUCAUCCAGCGGUGGGGCGAGCUGCCCGACGGCACCCUGGCACCCCUGGAGAUCGUGCUGCUGGACAAGGUGUCCAAUGGCUUUCGUGGUGUCAUCCAGCUCCUGGAGUGGUUCGAGCUCCCCAACAGUUUCUUGUUGGUGGUGGAGCGUCCGGAGCGCUCUCGGGACCUCUCUCGCUUAAUCACGGCGUGGAGGUUCCUGCCGGAGGAGGUGGCGUGGGGGCUGUUCCGCCAGGUGCUGAAGGCCGUGCGGCACUGCACCAGCUGCGGCGUCCUGCACCGGGACAUCAAGCCUCAGAACAUCCUCCUCGACCUGGCCACCGGCGAGUUGAAGCUCCUUGACUUUGGAUGUGGCACCUUCCUUCAGGACACGGUCUACACCCAGUUUGCAGGAACACGUCAUACAGCCCGCCAGAGUGGAUCUGCUUCAAACGCUACCGCGGUGAGGCGGCAACGAUCUGGUCCCUGGGCAUCCUGCUCUACCAGAUGGUCUGCGGGAAGCACCCUUUCUGCAAAGGCACCAACACCAUCUGGGACCAGCUCUCGUUCCCACCAUGGGUCUCUCAAGGCUGCCAGCACCUUAUCAGGUGGUGUUUGUCCAUCCGCCCCUCGGGCAGGCCAGCAUUGGAAGACCUAUUGUGCCAUCCUUGGGUGCAGGGCAUUCACCUGCUCUAGAAGACAGGAGAGAUCCACGUGCUCACUUUGAUCCGGGGGCCUGACAGCUGGGCCCUCGGCAGAACACUGACAGCCUGGUCUGGCCCCCAGGGAAGGAGAAGGGGCCUCUAGAGAAGCUGUGCCGGGUGGGGCUGCUGCUGGAGACAUCGAGGACGACAUCAGGGAUGACAAGCUCUUUGUUGUUGACCUGGACACUGGCGAGCUGAAGAUGAUGGACUUUGAUUCUGGCCCCUUCCUCCAAGACGUGCUCCACACACCGUUUGCAGAUGAGUCCACACCCAGGGGUUGCUCCCGGACGCGGGCAUUGCUCAGCCUGGCUGGGCACCGAAGG